Molecule: messenger RNA, 4580 nt
Organism: Tripterygium wilfordii
Lineage: Eukaryota; Viridiplantae; Streptophyta; Magnoliopsida; Celastrales; Celastraceae
Product: E3 ubiquitin-protein ligase RKP
Exons: 11
Coding region: 373-4203 (1276 amino acids)
Cellular component (GO): cytoplasm
Molecular function (GO): protein binding; ubiquitin-protein transferase activity
Source: RefSeq, a predicted model, not a curated record
UGUAAAAACUAAAAAACAAACGCUCUUCAUUUCUCUCUCUAGAAAACUCAAAUCUUUCUCUCUACAUCCUGUUUAUGGCGCAUACAAGCCCUAGUUUUGUCUCGCCGCCUUUGCAAUUUCCAGUUACAGCGACGUGAGAGGCUCGGCUCACCUGUUAGCAGUGUACUGGGAUACGUGGGUCUUGAACUCUUUCUUUUGGAUAAAUUGGUGUAGCUGGCUUUGAAAAACAUAUUUGAUUAUCAAAUUUCAGGUUAGCAGUGUACUAGUAUACGUGGGUCUUGAACUCUUCUUUUGGAUAAAUUGGUGUAGCUGGCUUUGAAAAACAUAUUUGAUUUUCAAGAAAAACAAGACUUUGGUUGUCUCUAGCUGAAAAUGGCAGAAGACAGCCCUCGUGUCAAUGGGCUUGCUUCUGGUUUGGCUGUAUUAUUGAAUAGUGAGGAUGGGAAGGAGCAUUCGUCAAACACUCGUCUACUUUCUUAUAGUGAUGAUAUUGGCAACCACUCUGUGGAGCGAAGUCUUGAAUAUAUAUUUGCUCUUCCCAACAAAUCAGUCGAUCCUUUGAACGUUUCGAUUGAUAGCAAUUUAAUCAGCUUGAUAAUAAAGAAUCAAUUCUCAAAAUAUCAUGCCCAAUCUGAUGCUCUGGCUGGUGAUAGAGAUGGGAUUGGUAUUAUAGAUAUUGGCUAUGGUCCCCACGUCAUUGGUCUUGAUGAGUUGAGCAUUUGUGGUGAUAUUAGAAUAAUUAAACCGCCUUUGCUUGUGGAGAGUUUGGCAAUGUUUAGUAGUGCCAGAGCUAAUGCUUGUGUUUGGAAAGGGAAAUGGAUGUAUGAGGUUAUAUUAGAAACCUCAGGAGUCCAACAGCUUGGAUGGGCUACUCUUUCUUGCCCCUUUACUGACCGUAAGGGUGUAGGUGAUGCAGAUGAUUCAUAUGCAUAUGAUGGGAAAAGAGUCAUGAAAUGGAACAAGCAAGCCGAACAAUAUGGUCAGUCAUGGGUUGUUGGUGAUGUCAUUGGGUGCUGCAUAGAUUUGGAUCAUGAUGAGAUAUCAUUUUACAGAAACGGGGCUUCACUUGGGCUAGCUUUUGAUGGGAUUCGCAAGAUGGGACCUGGAUUUGGUUAUUAUCCUGCCAUUUCAAUUUCUCAAGGAGAACGGUGUGAGUUAAAUUUUGGGGCUCGUCCGUUUAGAUUCCCUAUUGAAGGCUAUUUUCCCCUUCAAGCAUCUCCCUUAAUCAACACACAUGUUACUGAGUUGCUACAAUGUUUAUCAAGGUUGUUGGAUAUGCAAAGCAUGGAGCGAGCACAGUAUUCUUUGGUUGAGAGAAUGAGGCGAUUGAAGAGGUCUGUGUCGUUUGAAGACCUUUUUCACCCUGUCUCUCAUGGUAUAUGUGUGGAGUUCUUCUCCGUACUUGAGGCUGAUGCAGGCAGCACAGAGUACAUAGUUUGGGGUCCGCUUCUUUCAUUUAUGAUGGAGGUGUUUGGGUUACAGGCGCCACAUGAUUAUUCGAGUUUGGAUAGAUUUCUUGAUGUCUUUCUAGAAUUUAAAGGUUCGCGUCUGAUAUUUGAGCACUUCUUAAAUUCCCUUUCUUGUGCUUGCAAAACGGCUUCAAUGGUUUUGACUGAGUGCCCGUACUCGGGAUCAUAUUGUUACCUUGCUUUAGCUUGCCACAUCUUAAGGCGGGAAGAACUGAUGGUGUUGUGGUGGAAGUCAUCAGAUUUUGAAUUAUUGUUCGAAGGUUUUCUGUCGCAGAAGAGUCCAAAUCAGCAUGACUUUCAGGGCAUGAUGCCUUCUGUUUGGUGGCCAGGUUCAUGUGAGGAUGUAUCCUAUGAAAGUAGCAUGAUUUUGGCUACUAGUGCUUUAUCUGAAGCAGUCAGUAAGAUUGAGGAGAAACACAGGGAACUUUGUCUCUUGGUCAUACAGUUUAUACCACCUAUGACACCCUCUCAGUUGCCUGGUUCUGUGUUCAGGACAUUUUUACAGAAUCUCUUACUGAAAAACAGAGGAGCUGAUCGCAGUAUAUCUCCUCCUGGAGUUUCAAGCAACUGUGUUCUUGUUUCUUUGUACACAGUUAUACUUCAUUUUUUAUCUGAAGGAUUUGGUGUAGGAGAAAUCUGUGGUUGGCUGAAGAGCUGUGAAACCAGUUGUCCUGAUGUUGGUUUUCUUCAUAGAGGAGGUCAACAAAGUUUCCCCUUAGAUUUGUUUCUAAAAGAUGAUCCUCAUCGGAAUGACAUAUCUAGGCUUGGAGGAUUGUUUAGCCAUUUGUUAAAAACUCAUCCCGUGGAUCAGGAAGAAGAAGUGGUCAGGUGGGAGGAAGGCUGCAUGGAUGAUGAGGAAACUAGAGCAACUCAUUUAACGGAUCAAAAACCAUGUUGUUGUUCAAGUAUUGAAGUUGAUUUUGCUAGAAACUCAAAGGAUCAAAUUAGAAUGACAGCUAAAGGUUCUCGUGUCCAUUACAGCCCUAUAGCGGAGAGAUCUGCUCAUGUUGCUGCCGAAUGUAGUGCAGGAAGUCUGAGUGAUGAGAUAGCAGACAAACCUAGCACCAGCGAUCAAUCUGAAUCGGAGUUUGGAUAUCAACCAGUUCGGCAUAUGAGGACUGCACCGAGGGAGAGUAUUAUAUCUUCAGCAAUACUGAGAGAAGAAGAACUGCUAGAUACUUUGUUGCUUCUGUAUCAUGUGGGCCUUGCUCCAAACUUCAGGCAGGCGUCAUAUUACAUGUCUCAUCAGUCGCACUUAAUCUCUCUCCUAGAAGAAACUGAUAAACAGAUAAGGGAACAAGCUUCUGGUGAGCAAUUAAGGCGCUUGAAGGAAGCUCGUAUUGGCCAUCGAGAAGAAGUUAUUGACUGUGUCAGGCAUUGCACAUGGAAUCGCAUCUCGCUUUUCUCUCGAUGGAAACAAAGAGGAAUGUAUGCGGUUUGCAUGUGGAUUGUUCAACUGCUGCUGGUUCUUAGUAAAGUGGAUUCAUUAUUCAUUUAUGUCCCCGAAUAUUAUAUUGAAGCUCUGGUUGACUGCUUUCAUGUCCUUCGUAAAAGUGAUCCUCCAUUUGUUCCUCCUUCAAUUUUUAUCAAGCAAGGACUCACCUCAUUUGUCACCUUCAUAGUUACACAUUUCAAUGAUCCAAGGAUAGUAAGCGCAGAUCUGAGGGAUCUCCUCCUGCAAUCUAUAUCAGUCCUGGUUCGAUUCAAGGAACAUUUAGCAACUUUUGAGGAUAACGAAGCUGCCGUCCAAAGAAUGCCUAAAGCAUUACUGUCAGCAUUUGAUAACAGAUCCUGGAUCCCAGUAACUAACAUUCUCCUGCGAUUGUGUAAGGGUUCUGGAUUUGGUUUGUCAAAGCUUGGAGAAUCAUCAUCUUCAUCAUCUGUUAUAUUUCAGAGAUUGCUUCGGGAAGCAUGUGUUAAUGAUGAAGAUAUGUUCUCAGCUUUUCUUAAUCGUCUAUUUAACACUCUUAGCUGGACAAUGACUGAGUUCUCUGUUUCUGUGCGGGAGAUGCAAGAAAAAUACCAGGUCGUAGACUUUCAGCAAAGGAAAUGCUGCGUCAUAUUUGAUCUCUCAUGCAAUCUAGCGAGAAUUCUUGAGUUCUGUACCAGAGAGAUCCCGCAGACAUUCUUGUCUGGAGCUGACACAAAUCUCCGUCGGCUAACUGAACUGGUUGUCUUUAUUCUGAACCAGAUAACUUCAGCUGCAGAUGCUGAAUUUUUUGACUUGUCAUUUAGACGAAAUGGUCAAUCUUCUGAGAAAGUAAAUAGAUACAUGAUCUUAGCCCCUCUUGUAGGGAUUAUCUUGAAUUUGUUGGAUGCAAGUGCAAAGACAGAAUACGAGGAGCAGAAUGAUAUCGUCAGUGUUUUUGCAAGCUUGGACUGCCCUGAUACUGUUCAUUGCGGGUUCCAGUACUUACUGGAGUUUAAUUGGGCUGGAUCCUUUAGGGGAGAUCCCCAUCUUUCACAACUCCGACAGCUAGAGAAUUUCUUGUGCCUCCUUAUUAGCAGAACCGAGUCACUAGCAGCUGAAAGGACGAUGAACGAGGAAAUAUCAGAUGUUAACGAUAGCAUGUGUUGCAUCUGUUAUGCACGUGAAGCAGAUGCUCAGUUUUCGCCUUGUUCCCAUAGAUCUUGCUAUGGCUGCAUAAGCAGACAUCUUCUAAAUUGUGAAAGAUGUUUCUUUUGCAAUGCGACGGUGUUGGAUGUUAUUCGGUCUUCCAAGAAGAUUGCUUAAGAAUUGACGAGUUUUGGACCCAUCGAUCUUCAUGUGGCAGAAUAGCAAGGCAUAUUCCAAAGAGCAGCAUGUGUCCACUGUCCUAAGAGUUUUUCUGGAGUUGUGAGGUGGCUUAAGAGCCUGCUUUGGUCCUACUCGUCGAAUCUUAGCUGGUCCCGGCAACUGGUUAACUGUUGCGGCUUAGGUUUGUUUAUAUAUUCAUGAUAUAUGAAUCAUAGAAAAAAAAAAGAUUAAAUUGUAGUUUUUCACUCUUGGAGAGAUCAAAAUUUAAGUAUUGUUUGUACAUGUGUUGAGAAGAAAUGGUUAAGGAAUUUUGUAGUAGUCUGAGGGCAUUAUUCUGUAAAUACGAGAUGUAAAUGGAAAGAAAGACUUCCCCU